This is a messenger RNA of Parnassius mnemosyne (clouded apollo), 1185 nucleotides long. The record is from the annotation of a GenBank genome assembly. NCBI's taxonomy places the organism in Eukaryota, Metazoa, Arthropoda, Insecta, Lepidoptera, Papilionidae.
AUGUUUAAUUACGUGUUUAUCCUUUUCAGCGCACAAGUGGCACUGUAUGCCGCUGUGUGCCUGUGCUUGCUGCGAGGGGGCACUGCUCAGCCGACUGCGUGUAGUCUGGAUGCACAAUGCCCACCCGGAUUCUAUUGCGAACCUGAUCUACUAUUCUGUCGCGAGUGCUUACGCUGUGAGGACCUAAAGCGCAAGCCCCCUACAUCUCAUAGCUCAUGCAUAAAGUCUGUAGCGGAAUGUGGCCCCUGUGAUAUAGGGUUGGUGGAAGACCACCGUGGUGAUGUGAACAAUCAAUGCUUGCCGCGAAGCGAGAGAGACGAUGGCGAUGGUUUUCCUUUGUACGGCUGGGUGCUGGUCGCCAUGUUGUGCGUGCUUGUGCUCGUUUUAUUUGGUGGUAUCCUGUGGUAUGUGCUCAAGCACCCAGAUACCUUAAAAAUUCUCGCUUCAACCAGUACAUCAAUGCAGUCGCGUUGCGAGCGAAGUGUAGUCCCCGCGACUGCUCCGGAGCACCCGCCGCCAUACAACGCGCUGUACACCGCGGUGCAGCCAUCGCCCCCAUCGCCAUCUAUGCCACAUUCGCCACAGCCCCCUGCAGUUUCCCCUCAUCCUAACAGUGAAACUGACUACCAACCUCCAGAUGAAGAGUCGUCGCUGCCGUUCAUCAAGCGUGCGGCGUCGGGGCGCGCGUGGGAGGCGCGCGAGGCGCGCGAGUCGGCCGGCCGCCAGGCGGCGCGCGUCUUCAACAACCCCGCCUACGUGCGCGGCGCGCACCCCCCGCCCGGUUAUGAAACGGCCGUAAUGCAAAGUGUGAUGGAUCCAAAGCUGACGGAUCACGAUGAGGACACCAUGGAAAGCACGUGGACGCCGUCAGAAAACACCGAUCAAAACGAUAACAACGCUAACAGUACGGCGGUGGACAGCGGCGGGGCGGGCGCGGCGGGCGGGGAGGGCGGCGAGCUGCCGGCGCUGCUGGCUGCCGCGCGCGCCACCACGCUCGUGCGCCCGCACUACGACCUCGCGCGCCAGGAUCCUAACAACAACGGAAGUCGUAGCAACGGGGAACCAUCCUUUGUAUGCGGUGAAGGUGGUAGUGGUUCCAACAGUGCGCAUGGCGGUUCUUCAUUCAUCAUCAAUGUAGUACAAACUAUCAAAACGGUUCAACAGCGAGGAGACAUUGGUCACUGA